Molecule: messenger RNA, 1226 nt
Organism: Chilo suppressalis (striped riceborer)
Lineage: Eukaryota; Metazoa; Arthropoda; Insecta; Lepidoptera; Crambidae
Source: the annotation of a GenBank genome assembly
AUUGUAGAAUCUUACAUAAGUACCUAUCUAAUUUAGUAUCAUUCUCAAUUUAGUUGUAGUUCUUGAUGAUUUUACGUGUUUAGUAGAGGCAAUAUUUCCUUUGUAAAUUAUGUGGCAAAAAUUAAUUUUGGUCUGGAGUAUUGUUUUAGUUUUAAAUAUAUCAGCAGAAGAAGUUGGAGAUGAUUGCGUUCCCAAUAAUGAAAUUGUGGAUGGUGUUUGUACAUUGAUUACAGACUGUGAGGUGGCUUUAAGCGCCUUGAGAAAACAUAAUUACCAUACAUUUCAAAGAUGUGGGUUCAACGGCAAUUAUGAAGUCGUGUGCUGCCCUCGCACAACGGAGAAAUUCGGGUCAUCAAAUAAAGGAAAAUUAACUAAUCGGAAAGCAGAAAUAGAAUGCCAAAAAUAUCUUAAUUCGAGUUUAGAACCAUUAAAUUUGCAUAUACUUGAAGGAGAAGCAGCAAAUCUUGGUGAAUUUCCUCAUAUGGUUGCUCUUGGGUUUGACCGGGGUAACGGAUACCAGUUCGACUGCGGUGGGGCUUUAAUAUCGACUUUGUACGUCCUAACUGCUGCACACUGCAUUAUUAACUUGGAGAGAGUGGAGCCAACAAUCGUUCGAGCGGGUGUUGUACAACUGGGUGGCAAUACUUUUGACGAUGACACUGAUUACAGGAUAGCUCAGAGCAUUAUUCAUCCUGAAUAUUCGCGGAGUUUAAAAUAUAACGACAUUGCGCUGUUGAGAUUGCAGAAGCCAGUAAGUGUGAGUAGCACCCUUAACCCGGCCUGUCUGUAUACGAAGGACUCGGAUCCAGAAACCCCCCUGACUGUGACUGGCUGGGGAAAGACGAGCAAUACACAGAAUCUGAAGAGUAACAUUCUAUUGAAAGCCACAAUAUCAGCCGUGAACAGGGAGCGUUGUGGGCCGCAUUACAGCGCGUGGAGGAAGUUACCGCGCGGCAUCGUACCGGAGCAGAUCUGCGCCGUCGACCCGGACGGUCAUAGCGAUGCCUGUCAGGGUGACUCCGGCGGACCGCUGCAGGUGUCUGAGAACGGAGACUCUUACUACCGCGUGGUGGGCGUGACCUCGUUCGGCAGCGGCUGUGGCACGAGCACGCCCGGCGUCUACACGCGCGUCGCCCGCUACCUCAACUGGAUAGAAGGCAUCGUCUGGCCAUGAUAAAACAUUAUAUAGCCCAAUAAACUCAUUAGAAACACUCUUUUAAAGAAAA